Molecule: messenger RNA, 375 nt
Organism: Rotaria sp. Silwood2
Lineage: Eukaryota; Metazoa; Rotifera; Eurotatoria; Philodinida; Philodinidae
Source: the annotation of a GenBank genome assembly
AUGUAUCUUACAAAAAAUGAUACUAUGAAAUUGUAUUUAAAAACUCGACAAGGUUUUGUUAGACUAGCAUUAAAACAUGGUGCUUCAUUAGUACCUGUGAUUUCAUUUGGAGAAAAUGAACUUUAUCGACGAUAUACUUAUUUUAAUUUACUUGGCAAUGGUAUGCCUUGGGGACGACUCCUUCUUUGGCAUAUACCACUUCAACGUCCUGUAGUUACUAUUGUUGGCAAACCAAUUCAUGUUAAACAAAAUGUUAAUCCAACUUCUGAAGACAUCGAUCAACUUCAUAAUGAAUAUAUUCAAGCUGUAGAAGAACUUUUUGAAGUGAACAAACAUAAAUAUAAAUUAGGACAUGUAAAACUAGAAAUUGUCUAG